AUGGCGUACAACAUCAACAUUCUCAUCUACGUCGCCCUCCAGUUCAUCGCGUUCGUUUUCGUGCUGGUGGCUACGCCGAUCGACAUGUUCCGCGACCCGAACAAUAAGACUGCGAACUCGCAUUUGUGCCUGACGUUAUGGGGUAUAAAAUGGGGUUGCUCCAACACCUCGUACUAUUCCACGUCGGAGGAGGUGUGGGUCAAUUGUUCGGAGCGCCGCGACCGUUUCCGCGCUGCUGAGGGAUUGGCUGUGAUCUCCAUCGUGCUGUACGGCGCGGCGUUCGUCUUGGGCGCCAUUUUGCUGUUCUCCUGCCCUCUCUUCCGGUGGGUGUGCCUGGUUCUCAACAUCCUUGGCAUGCUCACCGUGGGCAUCGUCUGGGUGGCCAUGGUGUUGACCUACUACGUGGAUGAGCAUAUGUAUUGCCCGAAGAUGGAGCGCUACUUCAGCUAUGGAGCCGGCUUCGCGCUCUUCGUGAUCGCCUGGUGCCUGGACAUCAUCAACAUCGUCUUAUUGAUGAUCCGGUGCGAUGAUCAGAGGGUUGGUGCGAAUGAGCAUCCGGAGCUGUUGACACGGCCGGGAGGGGAGGAGGUGAAGUGA
Molecule: messenger RNA, 597 nt
Organism: Leishmania mexicana MHOM/GT/2001/U1103
Lineage: Eukaryota; Euglenozoa; Kinetoplastea; Trypanosomatida; Trypanosomatidae
Product: putative amastin-like surface protein
Exons: 1
Coding region: 1-597 (198 amino acids)
Source: RefSeq, a predicted model, not a curated record